AGUUGACAGUGAUGAGUAUGAGACAGUAUGACGUCUAAAGACAAGACCAAGAUACUUUCCUCCUUUGAAUUUGAAAAGGACCCUUCUGAUGAUGAACUGCCACUCCCCAAAAUACCAAGGAACAAAGGAACACCGUUGUUUGAAGAAGAAUCUGAACAUACUUCUCUUCUUUACAACCCAAAGGAAAAGCAUGGUCUUGUCAACGAAAGUUCAGUAACAACCACAGGAACUGGAACAAAUAACAGUAAAAUAAUCCUGCAAGAGUAUGAUUAUGAUCAAUCAGAGGCUAAGACAUAUACAGAACCAUCAACCAACAUCUGUCUCGCUAUUUGCUCCACUUUCUUCUGUUUUGUGGUGGGAAUGUUUGCAAUUAGUCAUUCUGUGCAGGCCCAUUAUUACAAGGAGGCUGGACUACUCUCUUUGGCUGAUGCACACGGGUCCAAAGCAGCGCACUUGGCUGUGGUAGCAAUUAUAAUGGGACUUAUCAUUAUUAUGUGGGUCACUAUACUCAGAAUAAUGUUAAUUUCUGCUGAUUCAGUUUGAACUUCAACUUUGUCAUUUAUUAUAUAUUUACUGUUACUGUCCUAUUAGCGUUAUAUCGAGUUCACUGUGUGCUAGUAACUUGAAGAAGAAUUAGAAUUUUUAUGUAUAUUUUAAGUUUUAAAACUUUGAAAUCUUCAAUCUUAUGACAAUUGGUAGGAUGUUAACUAGUAACUACUAUGAUGUUUGAAAUAAGUUUUUACAAAAAUUACAUAUGAAAACUAGUUAAUUUAAAUAGUUAUUGUCAACUUAAAAUCUUGUUCCUUAACUUUUUAACUAGGUAUAGUGUCUAAAAAUAAAUCAAUGUUUAAGUAAGAAAAGCUCUGAAAAUUUACAGUAAAUGAUAGCAAAAGCUGACAAUAAUUGCUGAACUGUAAUUAUGAUCAAGCUAUAUGUACACAAUACAAAAAUUGUAAGUUUCCAUAAUAUUAGCUGU
This is a messenger RNA of Bolinopsis microptera, 976 nucleotides long. RefSeq lists its product as uncharacterized. The transcript is spliced from 3 exons. NCBI's taxonomy places the organism in Eukaryota, Metazoa, Ctenophora, Tentaculata, Lobata, Bolinopsidae. Gene Ontology annotation, cellular component: membrane. The record is from RefSeq and is a predicted model, not a curated record. The coding region runs from base 28 to 543 and encodes 171 amino acids.